Molecule: messenger RNA, 1953 nt
Organism: Uncinocarpus reesii 1704
Lineage: Eukaryota; Fungi; Ascomycota; Eurotiomycetes; Onygenales; Onygenaceae
Exons: 4
Coding region: 1-1953 (650 amino acids)
Molecular function (GO): FAD binding
Source: RefSeq, a predicted model, not a curated record
AUGCCCGUCUUUACUGAAUUCGCAACAUCGAGUCGGCAACUGCGCGUUUUGCCUUCAUUUGCUAGCCCAUUACCCCGCCUCAGCCCUGCUUUUGACAAAAAGGAAGACAGAUAUGAAGUGGUCGUUGUCGGGGCUGGUCCCGCGGGACUUAUGCUCAAUCUCCUCCUAGCACGAUACGGUCUCAGUGACGAAUCCCUACUCUGCAUCGAUUCAAAAUCAAGUACACUCCUCUCCGGCCAGGCCGAUGGGCUGCAGCCUAGAACACUUGAAGUGCUACGGAGUUUAGGCGUGCUGGAUGAACUCGACAAUGAAGGUUGCCACAUGCACCAAAUCGCUUUUUGGAACCCUUCUAGCGAUGGCGGUAUCGAACGAACUUCAACUGUGCCCGACAUUGCGGUCCGUGCGAGAUAUCCGUACGAAAUCACCAUUCACCAGGGCAGAAUCGAGCGUGUCCUGGAAACGGAUUUGCUUAGAUACUCGAAACGUGGCGUGAUGCGUUCAACAAACUUGGUUGAUGUGAAAAUCGACGAAGAAGGGGACCCCGAAUUCCCCGUCGUAGCGGUAAUCGAGACUGAGCAGGGCCAGAAGACCAUUAGAACCAAACACCUCGUUGGUGCCGACGGCGCGCACUCGGUUGUGCGACGGAAGAUGGGUUUAAUGUUGGAAGGCGAAUCUUCGGAUCACAUCUGGGGUGUUACUGAUUUUGUCGCCGUGACUGAUUUCCCUGAUAUUCGCAAACGAUGCGCCAUUCACUCGGACUCUGGCUCUGUCAUGGUCAUUCCUCGGGAGCGCAUCCAAUCAGGGGAAUACCUCACCCGCUUAUAUGUCCAGGUCCCAGGCGCUGUGAAGCCAGACGACGAAUCAACAGCCGCCAAUGGCAUGACCGAGGAUGCUAAACGGGAAGCAAAGGCUAGACGAGCACAGGUGAAUGCAGAGAGCAUAUUCGAGCAAGCCAGACAAGUAUUCAAGCCAUACAGCAUCAGGAUGCGAGACGAAAACGCCAUCGAUUGGUGGGCCGCAUAUCAGAUUGGUCAGCGAAUGACAAGCCAGUUCUCCGUAAAGGACUCGCGAGGAAAGGAGAGAGUUUUCAUUGUUGGCGAUGGUAAGGCCCUUGGACCUGAUGCUGGCCAAGGGAUGAAUGUGUCUAUGAUGGACUCUUACAACCUUGCGUGGAAACUUGUCUAUGCUAUCCACGGUUUAACUCCGGAUUCAAAGGCCAGCUCUGAACAAUCAGAUCGCAUCCUUGAAACAUAUCAAACCGAACGUCACACAGUUGCUCAACAGCUGAUCGACUUCGACAAGGCGUUCGCUGGCAUGUUCUCUGGUAAAAUCAAAACGGAAGAGGAGAGCGGCCUCACUCACGACGAAUUCUUGAACGUGUUUCAAACCGGAAACGGCUUCUCGAGCGGAUGUGGUGUUGAAUACAUAGAGGGCAUUCUUGUGGACAAGGAUGUCAAUGAUACCGUUGUUGGAACAGACUACUUGUCUGGAAUCCUACGACCUGGAAGACGUCUUCUUAAUGUUCAAGUCGUACGACAUGCAGAUGCUAACCCCCGGAAUCUCCAGGACGACUUCCCAUCAAAUGGUCGUUUCCGGGUUCUCUGCCUUGCCUCAACCGAUCUUCUCAUCUCUGACGGCGCUUCCGCAAAGGCAUUCACUGGGAUCAAUGAAAUCAUCUCCAAAUUCCCAGAAAAUCUCAUUGAGCUCGUCGGCGUCUACCCGUCUCAACUCGGAGAUUUCUAUUGGCAGGAUGUCCCCAAGGUCAUCAAACAACGCGCCGAGAUGCGUUUCCACUCUGGGUCCAUUGACACCGUUUAUAAGAUUUACGGCGUAUCCGCUGAAAAGGGAGCAAUCGCCAUCAUCCGACCGGAUGGGUACGUUGGAGCUGUCGUACCGUUAUCCGGUCUGCAGAAAGUGGAGGAGUAUCUUUCACGUUGUGUGUGCAAAGCUUGA